Messenger RNA from Scomber scombrus (Atlantic mackerel), 5862 nucleotides. Its product is annotated as signal transducer and activator of transcription 5B-like. The coding region runs from base 171 to 2531 and encodes 786 amino acids. Gene Ontology annotation, biological process: cell surface receptor signaling pathway via JAK-STAT; response to peptide hormone; cytokine-mediated signaling pathway. The record is from RefSeq and is a predicted model, not a curated record. The transcript has 19 exons. Gene Ontology annotation, molecular function: RNA polymerase II cis-regulatory region sequence-specific DNA binding; DNA-binding transcription factor activity, RNA polymerase II-specific. NCBI's taxonomy places the organism in Eukaryota, Metazoa, Chordata, Actinopteri, Scombriformes, Scombridae.
AUACGCCAAAUAACCUGUGCGAGGUUCAAAAGUUGUGUGUGUGUGUGUGUGUGUGUCUGUGUGUGUGUGUGAGAGAGAGAGAGUGUGUAUGCGCGCGCGCGCGUGCGUGUGUUGUCCGCUUUCCAUGGUGUUGCUGUAAAGCUGUGCUGCAGUCUCUUAAAAGGAGCACCAUGGCGAUGUGGAUUCAGGCCCAGCAGCUACAGGGUGAGGCACUGCACCAGAUGCAGGCGCUGUACGGCCAGCACUUCCCCAUCGAGGUUCGACAUUACCUGGCCCAGUGGAUUGAGAGCCAGCUCUGGGAUUCUGUGGAGUUGGAUAACCCAGCGGAGGAGGCCAAAGCCAAGCGUCUGCUGGAGAACCUGGUGUCUGAGCUGCAGAGGAAAGCCCAGCUUCAGGGAGGAGAGGACGGCUUUCUGCUCAAGAUCAAGCUGGGCCACUAUGCAAACCAACUCAAGAGCACUUAUGACCGCUGUCCUUUGGAGCUGGUGCGCUGCAUAAAACACAUCCUACACUCAGAGCAGAGGCUGGUUCAAGAGAGUACAAAUGCCAGCUGUGGCAGUGGGGGGCAGGCCAUGGACACCCUGUCGCAGCGGCAUCAGCAGAUCAACCAAGCAUUCGAGGAGCUCCGCCUGGCCACACAGGAGACAGAGAAUGAACUGAGGAAGCUGCAGCACAGCCAGGAGUAUUUCAUCAUCCAAUACCAGGAGAACCUGCGCCUCCAGGCCCAGCUGAGCAGCCUGGCUUCACUGCCUGCAGCCGAGCGCACCCAGCGGGAGACCACCCUACAGAGCAAGAGGGCCACUGUGGAAGCCUGGCUCACCAGAGAAGCCAGCACACUACAGAAAUACAGACUUGACCUGUCAGAACAACACCAGAAGACCCUGGCCCUGCUGAGGAAGCAGCAGACUCUCAUCCUGGAUGAGGAGCUCAUCCAGUGGAAGAGAAGGCAGCAGUUGGCUGGCAACGGGGGUCCUCAUGAGGGAGGACUGGAUGUCCUCCAGUCCUGGUGUGAGAAGCUGGCUGACCUCAUCUGGCAGAACCGGCAGCAGAUCCGACGCUGUGAACAUCUUACUCAGCAGCUUCCUCUGCCGGGGCCCAUGGAAGAACUGCUGUCCAAACUCAAUGCUGAUAUCACGGACAUCAUCUCCGCCCUAGUUACCAGCACCUUCAUCAUUGAAAAGCAGCCACCCCAGGUAUUAAAGACCCAGACCAAGUUUGCAGCCACGGUGCGCCUUCUGGUGGGAGGGAAACUCAAUGUCCACAUGAACCCACCUCAGGUGAAGGCUGUCAUUGUUAGUGAGCAGCAGGCCAAAGCUCUGCUGAAGAAUGAGAGCACACACAGUGAAAGCAGUGGAGAAAUCCUCAACAACAACUGUGUGAUGGAGUAUCACCAGGCCACCAGCACUCUCAGUGCACACUUCAGAAACAUGUCACUGAAGCGGAUCAAGCGUUCAGACCGCAGAGGUGCAGAGUCGGUGACGGAGGAGAAGUUCACGGUUCUGUUUGAAUCACAGUUCAGCGUUGGGGGCAACGAGCUGGUCUUCCAUGUUAAAACCUUAUCGCUGCCUGUUGUAGUGAUCGUCCACGGUAGUCAGGACAACAACGCCACAGCAACAGUCCUUUGGGACAACGCCUUUGCUGAGCCGGGCAGGGUGCCGUUCAUCGUGCCAGACAAGGUGCUGUGGCCCCAGCUGUGCGAGGCCCUUGAUAUGAAGUACAAGGCAGAGAUGCACAGUGGGCGCGGCCUGUCAGAGGAUAACCUGGUCUUUCUGGCACAGAAAGCUUUUACAAGCAGCAGCAACAACUCAGAAGACUACCGCAACAUGACCAUAUCCUGGGCCCAGUUCAACAGGGAGAGCUUACCUGGACGCAACUUUACCUUCUGGCAGUGGUUUGAUGGAGUUGUAGAGCUCAUGAAGAAACAUCUCAAGCCUCACUGGAAUGAUGGGGCCAUCCUGGGCUUUGUUAACAAGCAGCAGGCACAGGACAUGCUGAUGUCCAAACCUAACGGCACCUUCCUGCUGCGAUUCAGCGACUCUGAAAUUGGCGGCAUCACCAUCGCCUGGGUGGCCGAGAACCCGAACAAGCAAGGUGAGAGGCUUGUCUGGAAUCUGUUGCCUUACACAACAAAGGACUUCUCCAUUCGCUCUCUGGCUGAUCGUAUCAGCGACCUCAACCAUCUUCUGUUUCUCUAUCCUGACCGGCCCAAAGAUGAGGUCUUCGCCAAGUAUUACACCCCUCCGCUAUCAAAAGCGGUGGAUGGAUACGUUAAACCACAGAUCAAACAAGUUGUGCCAGAAUUCACCACCCCGAACCCUGAGCCCAGUGGAGCAACUCCCACUUUUAUGGACCAGACAGCUUCUCCCUCUGUGAGCCACCCCAACAACUUUGGUGUCUACCCCUCAAUGAGUGACACCAUGUUGGAUGCAGAUGGAGACUUUGACCUGGAGGACACCAUGGACGUGGCUCGUCAUGUGGAGGAGCUGCUCCGCAGGCCCAUGGCCAACCAGUGGAGCAGCCAGCAGUCCUGAAGCUGCUGCUGCACACUUCCAGGUCUUCAUCAUGUCUAACAGAAACACCCUCGCUCGUAAUCUCCACUAGACUGUAACCACAACCAGACAUUUCCUGUCUGUAUCAGUCACUCUGGCAGAUCCACAUCACUGUUCACUAUCUGUCUUUAUGUUUAGCUGCCUGCAGGAGAGUUUUGGAAGAUAACUGGUCUGGUGUUGAAUAGGUGUCUGCUUGCCUCAGUGUGUCUGUAGAGAGGACACACCUGCCAUCAAAAGUUCAAAAUAUGGCAUUUGUCAAAAGGCUGAUGUCCUCUCCGGCUUACUGUAGUUUCUCAGGGCUGUAGUGUGGAGUUAGUUUUGGGAUUUUUAUACAAAACUGAGAUACACAGUUAGUUUUUUUAUGUAAGCUUUGCAUUCAUAUGAGCCUGACAAGCUUUUAGCUGGCACUGUGAGAGACAAAUGAUCUUUUCCUUCUGCACAGGCGACAUCGUAAAUAUGACUCAAUGCUGACUAACUGAAUCCUCUGUCAGUUAUUUCCAUUAGUGUCUAGUAAAUCCAGAUGUGAUUAUUAAAAAAACAAGAUUUAAAGCAAGACUAUGUAUGUGUGGCUACAGGAAAACUUCCAGGAUAAUAGAAUAUGUUUACAUUUCCCACAAUUCUCAGUCAGAAAUAUAGUUUAGCGUAUAACAAUGUGUUUUACAGAUUAUUGAUACUAGUAGUAGAUUAUAAGUGGACAGAGUUUUAAUUGUACAGGCAAAAUCUUUGAACUAUAUGAUGCACAUUUAUAUUAAAAGUAUAGAGUGAUAACUUAUUUUGUGAUAAUCAAAUGUGCAACUAAACUGAUAAAUGCUGCUUAGUGUUUCAGUGGUGAUUGUGAAUGAUUUGCGUGCAGUUAGAGAGAUGAACAGUAAAAUCACAAAGCUGAAAUGAGUUUUAUCAGCAUUUGCAGAGAAUAAUCAACAUCCUUAAAUCCUUACUCUGCAUUUCUCAGCAUUGUGAAAGUUCCGCUGCAGCUGAACUUCUGAAGUGACGCAGCAGCAACCUCGGUUAGUGACAUAUUCUGUGUAACAUGUUAAAACACAGUGUGAGUUGACAGCUCAUUCAUUUUUAUAAGAGAAAGAUUUGUUUCAUUUAACAGUUACAUAGUCUUGCUUUAAGUACUUGGUGCUUUCUGUCUGUAUGCUUAAUUGCCUGUGUUACAGCUGCUCUCUCAUGUUCAAAUGGUCCUCAUGAAGUCAGCAACUGCUUAUUCAUUUUAACAUGUUUCUUUUUGUCACUUUGAGAUUUCAGUACAAAUGUUGGUACAAUAUGAGUUUUAAAUGAUGUUUAGUCAAUAGUAAAGCCUUAGAUAAUGACCUAAAAUCCCAAAUAUCCUGACAUCAAUCCACCAGUGUGUAACGUAUGUUUCUCAAAGUCCAAAACCAAAUUUACCAAAUUUUACCCGAAAGUCCUCCAGAGCCACAGAAAACAUGUUAGGACAGUGUUUACAGGCUGUACAGAGGCUGCAGGGGUCAUGUGGUACAAAAAGACUCAGAUGUGGAAAUACAUACUCACAGAUUGCUACAACAAGUGAACACAUCUGCAAUUGUUGUGCAAUUUUUCUAUUCCCUUUUUUUGCACUUGGAUCACCUAGUUGGAGGGAAAAAAAUAAAAAUCUACUGAUAAUAAUUGGAUCAAGAUGUCCUGACCUUCAGAAUAAAAGGGUUGGGGAGUUAAAGUAGUGUCAUUUGUUAUUUAUAGUCAGAAGAACAGCACUAUAACAUGUUCUCUUCCUCUGUGUUGCACAUUGACCAUCAAUCACUCUGAGCAGCAGCUAACAUGCUUCAACUUGUUUUCAGUCUUUCUCACAGCUAUUCUGUGUUUUCAUUUAGCCUGUAUACCAACUAAAUGUGACUCACAUUAAAUAAAAAAGAUUUCUCAGAGAAUGACUUUUAUUCUGAGUAUGAGAUACACAUCGCUGCAGUUUAACGUUGACCCUUACAGUUUACUAAACACUUAACUGAGGUUAGUUUGCACAGUUGAUUUAUCUGUAUGUGCUUGGGUUCCCACACCAGUGCUUUUUCUAUGACAUGACCCCCCUGCAGGCUCUACAGUCCUCCCAAAAAUCGGAGGAGUUUCCCUCUAACUGCGAGCCAGUCAUCUUUCUAAAUGGAGGAUAUCUUAUUCUGGAAUCCAGUGCAGUGUUUACAGGAUUUCACCCUCAAUGUACAUGGAAAGUUAUUGAUUCUGGUUGAUAUGAUUGAACAGGUUAUUGUUUCACUCCUCUAAUGUACUGUACGAGCUGCUUGACUCUUCUCUUCUUAAGUUUCAGUGACUGAAACUUAAAACUUCAUUCUCAACUAUAAAUGUCUAAUAGAAUAUUUGAGGCCAGAGGCUCAACCACAACCACAACCACUCAGCUCCAUCAUUUAUUGUUGCUUAGUAAACAUUGCAGUGACUGACUAUUAUAUUUAGCAUCUUAAACAGAGCAUGCUAUCAAAUGAAACCUUAAGUGCUUUCCAUGUGCUGUCUUGUAAUUCAGUGAAUGCUCAUACCUCAUAGAUGUGUGUUAAUCAAGUGUUUAGCACUGCUUCUCUAACUGCCAGAGUACAAUCAUACCAUAUUUACCCUCAUCAUCAUGACUCUGUAUUUAAAGCGUUUCAUAGAUUCAUGUCUGCCAAGUUCAUCUUUAUUUAGUUUUUUUUUCUGUGAAGCUUCUGUCUGGAGAUGCAGAGGCCGUAGAUCUGUCUGUGCCUUGUGGAUUGUUAAGGGACAGCACCGUCCAUACAGGACAUUUUAAAGCCAUUGUCUUUAACACUGCACUUCUCCCACCAGCCUCAAACUAAAAUAUCUAUAAUGCCAUUUUAAAAACCAACAACUCAACCAGAAUGAAAGUGAACACAGUAAAAAACCUCAGGAAAACAUGCUGUGAAAUAAAGGUAGAUGAGUCCAACUCAACCAAAUAAUAAAUAACUAGAGUGUAGAUAGGAUUACUUUUCUGACUCUUGUUCUAGCUUGUGCCUAUGUUGCUUUUUUUGUAAGAUUGUUGAAUAAAACAAUGAAACACAAACUUUUAAUCAUCUGCUAAAUCAGCAAAAAGCGAACAAGCACUCUGAUGCUCCCACCAGCAGCCGUCUGAUGUUCUUUGCUAAUGCAGUAUUCUGUUUGUAUUUGAAUCAGCUCCAUGUGGGUGUUUACAUAUGUAUGUGUCUUCAGUGUAAUUCACCUUUCUAGCUGGCUGCCGUGCUGUUUGCUGGCUUUUGUAGGCUCUGUGGCCUGUUUGGGAAUUUCUUAUGAACUUCCACAUUGUGCAACAUUUUGCUGGAAGUUUGAUGUUGGGAUUUGCAGAUAUGAAAAUAAACCUUUUUCUAAU